AUGCUUGUGCGCUCCGAUCACUCCACUGCACUGCACUUACGGCCGGGGGCGGGCGCGGGCCGCGCGUUCGUCGGACUGACUGGCGGCGCGGGCGCACCCCACUCACUUCGCACCGAAAAUCCUCUACCACCACCGGCCCGCAGCCGUUCAGUACCGUUGCGUACGCUGCUCGUAUCUGUUAAGGCGGAGCUCUUCCAAACUAAUCCAAUCGCAACUCUCACUGUUAAGGAACCGAUCGAGGGAUGUUCGACAUGUGUUCGCGUCGAGAACUUUAUGAUGUCU
Messenger RNA from Iphiclides podalirius (scarce swallowtail), 282 nucleotides. NCBI's taxonomy places the organism in Eukaryota, Metazoa, Arthropoda, Insecta, Lepidoptera, Papilionidae. The record is from the annotation of a GenBank genome assembly.